AUGUUUAAGUACGCGUUGGUCAUGUUUGUUCUCUUGCAAGCUUUUACAUCUCUUGUCUUUGCCAAUUACGGUUGCCAGGAUAAUUGGUUUGCGAAUAAAAGCACUGGCAGAGCCAAAGCAGAUCUAGGGGCGGUUAGCUUCGUCAAUUGCAAACCGGCCAGCGCCAACUAUCAGCCUCAACCUGAUCCAAACUACCCAGACGGUCGAACCGUUCACUCUAUCACAUAUUUCUUGGUCGAGGGUGGUGACAUGGUUGUUGACGCGCUAGAUGAGUUCAAUAACUUUGGAAAUUACCGCUGUCCAGUGGCUAGGAACCCAACGCGUCCAACUUGUGAUCCAGCCCAUUGUGAAUUUUAA
Messenger RNA from Melampsora larici-populina 98AG31, 357 nucleotides. RefSeq lists its product as uncharacterized. The record is from RefSeq and is a predicted model, not a curated record. The transcript is spliced from 4 exons. The coding region runs from base 1 to 357 and encodes 118 amino acids. NCBI's taxonomy places the organism in Eukaryota, Fungi, Basidiomycota, Pucciniomycetes, Pucciniales, Melampsoraceae.